ACAAAACAUGUUCUCGAACCGACCAGGCAGGCGACACUCUGUGUCAGGACACGCCUCAUCAUCACUUCCCAAAAAUCGCAUCAUCGUCCCGCCACGGUACCAACUUCGAGCAUCUUCUUUGUUCUGUCUGAUCAUUCAAUCAGCCCCCAACUUCAUUUCACGUCCUGAGUAAUUCAUUACGCUACUAUCACUAACAAAGGAACCAAAUCUUCGUGCUACCCCAAUUAGAUGGGGGCAGAGAAAUGGAAAGGAACCAACGUGUCAGACAUGGAGGGUGAGGACGACCUCGACGAGGAGCCUGGGGAGGUAAUCGAAUCAGCUCCGCCUCUGAAGGUCGGUGAGGAGAGAGAGCUGGGUAGUUCUGGUAUCAAGAAAAAGCUCCUCAAAAACGGUAUCUCUUGGGAAACUCCUGAGUUUGGCGACGAAGUCACCGUUCAUUAUGUGGGUACCUUGCUUGACGGGACACAGUUUUGUUCCACAAGGGAUAAGGAUGAACCAUUGACAUUUAAGCUUGGUGAAGGUCUGGUGGCGAAGGGUUUGGAUCAUGGGAUUGUAACUAUGAAGAAGGGGGAAUGCGCAUUGUUCACAUUGCCCCCUGAUUUCGGUUAUGGAGCUGAAGGUCGUGAUGGUGUGCCACCUGAUUCGGUUAUACAAUAUGAGAUGGAACUUCUUUCGUGGAUUACGGUGGUGGAUAUAAGCAAAGAUGGUGGUAUUAUCAAGAAAAUUAUGAAGAAGGGAGAGAGGAAUGAAUGGCCUAGUGAUUUAGAUGAAGUUCUCGUAAAAUAUCAAAUGGCGCUUGUCGAUGGGACUAUUGUUGCAAAAACUUCGGCAGAAGGAAAUGAGUUUUACGUGAAAGAUGGCCAUCUAUGUUCAGCAUUGACAAAAGCAAUCUUAACAAUGAAAAGGGGAGAGAAGGUUACACUAAUUGUUCAACCUAAGUAUGCUUUUGGAGAGAAGGGGAGGGAUGCUACUGAUGGGUUCCCAGCUGUUCCACCAAAUUCAGUUUUGAACAUUGAAUUGGAGUUGGUCUCUUUCAAGUCUGUUAUUGAUGUUACUGGUGAUUCUAAGGUAUUCAAAAAGAUUUUGAAAGAGGGAGAGGGUGCUGUUGUUGCAAAUGAAGGUGCUGCCGUGACUAUUAGCUAUACGGCUAGGUUAGAAGAUAAUACUGUGUUUGAGAAAAAGGGAGUUGAUGGAGAGCAGCCAUUGGAAUUUAUCACAGAUGAAGAACAAGUGAUUCCUGGUUUGGAUCGAGCGGCGGCAACAAUGAAGAAGGGGGAGCGAGCAUUGUUGACAAUCAGUCCUGAGUAUGGUUUUGGGAGUGUUGUGGCGGAGUGUGAUCUUGCUGUAGUCCCACCAUGUGCAAACCUAUUCUAUGAAGUUGAAAUGUUGGAUUUUGUUAAGGAAAAAGUCCCAUGGGAGCUGAAUAGUCAAGAGAAAAUUGAGGCUGCUGGGAAAAAGAAAGAAGAAGGGAAUAUGCUAUUUAAAAGUGGGAAGUAUCAAAGAGCAGGGAAAAAGUAUGAUAAGGCUGUGGACUAUGUCAGUGAAGAUGGACCCUUUGGGGAUGAUGAGCAAAAGCUAGUAAAAGCACUAAAGAUUUCUUGCUGGUUGAAUGGUGCAGCAUGUAGCCUCAAACUAAGUGACUUCCAGGGGGCAAUCAAGUUAUGUUCCAAGGUACUAGAUUUUGAGUUCCACAAUGUGAAAGCUCUAUAUAGGCGGGCACAAGCCUAUAUGGAAACUUCAGAUCUAGUUUUAGCUGAAUUGGACAUCAAGAAAGCUCUUGAGGCUGAUCCCCAAAACAGGGAGGUGAAGUUGCUUCAGAAGACACUGAGGCAACUCCAAGUUGAAAGCAACAAGAGGGAUGCUAAACUCUUUACAAACAUGUUUGCACGAAUGUCGAAAGACUCAUCUGUUCCAAUGAAGAAAUUGAAGGUUCAGAAAGCAGUGCAUGAGAAGAGUGAAGAGGUCCUAGCAAUGGAAAUGGAAUGUGCUGGUGAUAGUUCGGCACCUUCUGAAGAUAGAAUGGCUGUUGAUUCGAGUUGAGAAACUGUAUUUUAAUAGAAGACGUAAUCUAACAAUCCAAGUUUGAAAUAGCACUUCUUAUCUUUCUAACAAAAGUUUAAGGUCAAAUGUUCAAAUUCGUAUUGCCCCCCUGGCCUUGCUCACUUGUAAGUUCGACAUAGGAAAAAACACAAGGGAAAAACAAGUACAAUUCUUGUAAACUGAAAGAAAGAGGGAUGGAAGAAAGGAUAAGCCCGGUAUAAAGAUGUGAUCUGUAUUCUCCAACAUUUCGAAGUAUUCAUAAUAUUGAACUUUAUGUAAAAGCUUCCACUGUA
This is a messenger RNA of Theobroma cacao (cacao), 2333 nucleotides long. RefSeq names its product 70 kDa peptidyl-prolyl isomerase-like. The record is from RefSeq and is a predicted model, not a curated record. Gene Ontology annotation, molecular function: peptidyl-prolyl cis-trans isomerase activity; protein binding. NCBI's taxonomy places the organism in Eukaryota, Viridiplantae, Streptophyta, Magnoliopsida, Malvales, Malvaceae.